CACAUGUAUGAACAACAGUUUCUGGAGCUUCAGCAGAGACUAUUGUAUGCUGAAAAGGAGAAUAAAAAGAGAUCCCAUGAACUGAGCAAUGCCCUGGAGGAAAUUAAACACAUAAUUGCAAGAAUAAUUAACUUGACAAGAAAUCAUACAGAUGAAAUGAAUUGGAACACCCCCAGGAAACUUCCCACACACCUUACAAACAUCUACUACUACCUCCCUCACCUGCGAGAGCACCAUGAUGCAAUUUUCCCUGACAUUGUUUUUGGGCAACAGAGAACUGGAGUCUCACUGGUGAUGGGUAUUCCUACUGUGAAAAGGGAAAAACAGAGUUACCUGAUUAACACCCUGCACUCCCUCCUGUAUGGGCUUUCUGAGGAGCAGAAGAAGGACUGUGUGAUAAUCAUCUUUGUAGCAGAGGUGGAUGCAGAGUAUGUGCACAGUGUUGCAGGAAGUGUUGAGGCCAGCUUCCCCAGAGAAAUCCAGUCUGGAGUCCUAGAGGUUAUUUCUCCUCCUGCUUCUUAUUAUCCAGAUCUUUCCAACCUGAAGCAAACAUUUGGGGACUCUGAGAUCAGAGUGAGGUGGAGAACUAAGCAGAAUUUGGAUUAUAGCUUUUUAAUGCUGUAUGCCCAACCUAAGGGGUCAUUUUAUUUACAGCUGGAAGAUGAUAUUAUAGCCAAAGCUGAUUAUAUUGAAAGUAUAAAAAGCUUUGCUUCUCAACAGUCCCAAGACUGGAUGGUCCUUGAGUUCUCCCAUCUUGGGUUUAUUGGGAAAUUGUUUAAAUCGGAAGACUUGCCUCUCCUCGUGGAAUUUUUUCUCAUGUUCUAUAAGGACAAGCCCAUAGACUGGCUCAUAGACCACCUGCUGUGGGUGAAAGUCUGCAACCCCGAGAAGGAUGCAGCACACUGUGACAGGGAGAAGGCGAAGCUGCGUGUCCGUGCUAAGCCCUCUCUCUUCCAGCACAUGGGAACUCACUCGUCGCUGCCUGGGAAGAUACAAAACCUGAAAGAUAAAGAUUUUGGAAAAAAUGUGCUGCAUAAAGCACAUGAUAAUCCACCCGCAAAAGUGGAUACAAGCCUAAAAACAUACCAGCAAUAUACCUUGGAAAAAGUUUAUGAAGGACAAGACUGUUUUUGGGCUGAAGCUCCAGUGGCAGGUGACUACAUCAGGUUCACCUUUUUGAAUCCACUAAGAGUAGAAAGGUACUUGUUCAGGAGUGGAAACAUGGAGCACCCUGGGGAUAAGCUCUAUAACACUACUGUGGAGGUGCUGCCAGCUGAUGAAACUCUAAGAAAAGAACUGGAUGAUAAUGGAAGUAAAUUCAACUACCCAGCAACCAAAGAUGGAUAUUUAAAAAUAGGGGCCUUUGAAGAUGGCGUGGCAGAGGGCAGGGUGAGGCAGGCAGUGGGGAGGAUCCAGGCCCUGCGUCUGCGCUUCGGAGCCAACUCCCCGGUCUGGGCCAUCCUCAGCGAGGUACUUAUUGAGACAUCUGAAAACUGA
This is a messenger RNA of Acanthisitta chloris (rifleman), 1497 nucleotides long. RefSeq names its product alpha-1,3-mannosyl-glycoprotein 4-beta-N-acetylglucosaminyltransferase B-like. Gene Ontology annotation, cellular component: endoplasmic reticulum-Golgi intermediate compartment; Golgi stack; endoplasmic reticulum. Gene Ontology annotation, biological process: protein N-linked glycosylation. Lineage: Eukaryota; Metazoa; Chordata; Aves; Passeriformes; Acanthisittidae. The transcript has 14 exons. The coding region runs from base 4 to 1497 and encodes 497 amino acids. Gene Ontology annotation, molecular function: acetylglucosaminyltransferase activity. The record is from RefSeq and is a predicted model, not a curated record.